AUGCCUCGAGCACCUCCGCCGGGCAUGAUCCUUGUUACCGCCAUUGCUCUUUUUGUUUGGUUCAUGUUCUGGGUUGGUCAACAAGAGCGGCCCGGCGAUCGACUGGCUGUAGCACCUGCUCCCAUGCCAAAAUGGAUGAAACCAAAACAGCCCAAACCGCCCAUACCGACCGUUGGACCCAUCACUCAAGCAGGUGAUCCGAUUAUGGGGCAUCUUGGCAACGAGACGCUGAAAGAAGAGUUGGGCAGGGCUGCUUGGAAGCUAUUUCAUACCACUAUGGCCAGAUUUCCAGAUGAGCCUACUCAGGAUCAGAGCGACGCUCUCAAAAGCUAUCUUUACCUUUUCGCGCGACUGUACCCUUGCGGCGAAUGUGCCGAACACUUCCAGGCGCUGCUCAAACAGUAUCCUCCACAAACGUCGUCAAGGUCGGCAGCGGCAGCGUGGGGCUGCUUUGUGCAUAAUCAAGUCAACGAGAGGAAGAAAAAGCCCAUAUUUGACUGCAGCAAUAUUGGUGAUUUCUACGACUGCGGGUGUGGUGACGAUGAAAAGGAGCAAAUGUCGAAUCUAGGAGCGAAGAGUACGGCUGUUGCAAAGGCGGAACCGAUAGAUGUUGAAAGAGAAGGUCCUACACGAGGGGGAUAA
Molecule: messenger RNA, 642 nt
Organism: Cyphellophora europaea CBS 101466
Lineage: Eukaryota; Fungi; Ascomycota; Eurotiomycetes; Chaetothyriales; Cyphellophoraceae
Exons: 1
Coding region: 1-642 (213 amino acids)
Cellular component (GO): mitochondrion
Molecular function (GO): flavin-dependent sulfhydryl oxidase activity; flavin adenine dinucleotide binding
Source: RefSeq, a predicted model, not a curated record